CUUCCACAAGAUCAUAGUCACACAGAGCUGUGAAGAUGGCGUGUGUUGUGAGAUACAGUUUUCUAUUGAUUUCUCUUUGUUUGAGAAGCACUUCAAAGGCAGAAGCACAGCUGAAAGUUACAGUUACAACUUUGAAUGAAACUGAUGGGAAUGAGGUGAUCAUCCAGUGCACUACUGAUAAAACCCCUCAAGAUGGGGUGUACAUGUACAAACAAGAAGCAAAUAACAAUAAGUUUUUAGUCUUCUACUAUUACAAAGAUGGCACUCUUACCCCUAAAUCAGAAAUAAGCAAAAAUAAAGUCAAAGUAAAUGGAAAAUUUCCCAACCUUAAUGCCACCUUCUUAAAUGUAAAUGGCAGAGACAUUGGGCUUUACUGGUGUGAAUUUAAUCAAGAAGACAAAGUUACAGUUGGCAAACUUACAUGGUUAUGGAUAGUAGAUAAAAAAACAAAUAAAACAGGAGAAGGACAAGAAAAAGGAGAAACAGAAAUGGUAAGAACGAUGUGCCCAGAAGAUUCUCAUGUGAAGACCUUUCUCAUUGUGUCUGCUGUCAUCUCGCUACUGUGCAUCAUUGGCUUCAUCUUUGUGAUUCUGAAGGUGAGGGGGCAUGGGAGGAACAAGAAAUACAGUCCAUCAAAUCCACCCUCAGACUCAGUUUACGAAGAGAUGAAAAGGAGCAGUUCGGACGCCCACCCCAGUGUACGGACAUUCAUCAACCCUGACUAUCAAGCCACCAAGCUACUCCGCUAAAUUAAAAAUUUUUUAUGAUUCUCUAUUUGGAUUGGCAAGUGAUUUUGGAUUGAAAUCUUUCAAAUGAUUUAUUGCUUUGUAUAUGAGCUUAUCAUCUUCAUUUUUUCCAUCUUUCAGUUCAGAGAGAGAUAAACAAAAUUCUUUAAUUAAUUUAGUGUGAAUAUCAUGGUUAUAUUUAAGAUGUUGUAGAUCAAGAUGAAUUCAAAAUAGUUCAAGCGUGAAGAAUAAAAAAAAGACGCAGGAGUUCAAGAGAUAAUGUUAGCUGAUGGACAACAGAUACGUCAAAGACCUCCUUUGUGGUCUGAUCUGCACAAGCAUGUGCAAAGACCUCAAGAACGUUGUGAAAAGCCUGCUACUUUCAGUCUGACAAGUAGGCCAACACUGAACUUACUGAUGGAUUUAGAAUCGUAUUUCAUUCCUCUGUUUAAAAUAAUGGCAAUCAAAACUAUUUUGUUUCACUGCAAAUUUUAAACUAAAUACGGUAAAAAAAAAAAAAAAAAAAAAAAAAAAAAUGUAGGCUACUUGUUUGCACAGCGUGUAUUUUACUCUCUGAUGUUUCCACUCUUAACCAAUCAUCUUCCUUUGCAGCUGUGGUCAUGUCUUCCUCUCAAUAACCUUUGAGAAUACAUCAAACAAGCAACACUGACAUGUUUCUUGUUAACUAACAAUGAUAAAGUUUAAGAAGUAUGCAGUUUGUGUGCAGAUAAAGCUUUUAUGUAUUAAAAGAACAUAUAUAUUAUGUAACAUGCAUGCUGUUUUACUCAUCAUUCAACUUGGUAGCAUUUUUAAUGUAUUUUAAUGUUUUUAAUGUAGUGUUUAUAUGUGUAUGAUUUAGUAUAUCUUGUCUCUGACACGAGUGUCUCUUAUCUAUGUAUUGUGCAAAAUAAUAUUGGAAAAUAAAAUGCAACUAAACAUUUGAUUAAA
Labeo rohita (rohu) is the source of this 1673-nucleotide messenger RNA. RefSeq lists its product as uncharacterized. The coding region runs from base 36 to 749 and encodes 237 amino acids. The record is from RefSeq and is a predicted model, not a curated record. Gene Ontology annotation, molecular function: signaling receptor activity. The transcript is spliced from 4 exons. Gene Ontology annotation, biological process: adaptive immune response. NCBI's taxonomy places the organism in Eukaryota, Metazoa, Chordata, Actinopteri, Cypriniformes, Cyprinidae. Gene Ontology annotation, cellular component: membrane.